GAUCAUUUCCACAGCUGAAACUCUGCUCCCUUCUCUCUCUCUCUCUCUCUCAAAUUUCAGACACACUCUUCCUCUCUCACCCACGCCACCCACACACUUCUCUCUUCUACGCUAAACUCCCCGCUCUCGCCGGAGAUGAUACCGGCGCCGGAGUCCAUGUUCGGAGAGAUACGAAUCCAACGGCGGAGGUUGGCGUGAAAUAAUGGAAAAUCAGAAAAGCCAGCAAAAGCUCACUAGGACCAACUCCUCGUUGCUCCGGUCAUCCCCCACCGUCCGCUCCUCGAUUCAAAGCCUCUCCUCGGUGAGCGAGAUCGCAUCCGAUCAGGAAAAUUCAGACCUCGAGGAGCAGAAGCCUCACAGAAAGCCAUGCCCACCACCUGUUCGACCUAUUUCCCCGCGCUUCGCCGCUUCAAUUCUCGCCUUUCUCCUCCUCUCCGCCUACGCCCUCCUCAACUGGGACGGCGCCUCCACCUCGGAGAGUCUUCUCCUCGCCUUAAUCUUCGUCGCGGUCCUGCUUUUCCUCGUGUCGAAAAACAAGGCUUUAAUCGGGAAAAGCGUCGUCUUUUGCAAGCAGCUGUGUGAUGACUGCGGCAGAAGAUUAAAUUUGAACCCUUGCUGUUUUUACUCCAAGAAUCAAACAAAACCGGUGCAGUGGUUCAUCGGUGACCCCAAUCCGGAGGAAUUGGAAGAAUUGGAACUGGAAUUGAAUCAAGAAAAUGUUGUGAGAGAAGGUGUGGAGUUUUACACAAAUGGAGAUAUCUACGAGGGCGAGUUUCACAAUGGGAAAUGCAAUGGAAGUGGAGUGUAUAGCUUCGUUGUGAAUGGUAGAUAUGAAGGGGAUUGGAUUGAUGGGAGGUAUGAAGGGUAUGGGAUUGAGAGCUGGGCAAGAGGGAGUAAGUAUAAAGGGCAGUAUAAGCAAGGCCUACGCCAUGGAUAUGGCGUGUACAAGUUUUACACGGGGGAUUCGUAUGCGGGGGAAUGGUAUAACGGGCAGAGCCAUGGCGUUGGAGUGCAGACUUGCGCAGAUGGGAGCUGUUACAUUGGGGAGUUCAAAUAUGGUGUCAAACAUGGCCUUGGAUGUUACCAUUUCAGGAAUGGAGAUAGAUAUGGUGGGGAGUAUUUUGGGGACAAAAUCCAUGGCUUCGGGGCGUACCACUUCGCCAACGGCCACUGCUACGAGGGGUCGUGGCACGAGGGGCGCAAGCAAGGCUACGGAAUGUACACGUUCAGAAGCGGAUUGAACAGGUCCGGUGAGUGGGAUUGUGGCAACCUAACGACGCCCCUCCCACCUCUAACGGAUGCAGUCCUCCGUGCCGUUCAGGCUGCGAGAAAGACAGCAGAAAACGCAAUCCACCUCCGGUGCGUGGACGAGAAGGUGGAGAGGGCCGUGGCUGCCGCAAACAAGGCGGCCACGGCUGCGAGAGUUGCUGCUGUGAAAGCAGUUCAGAAUAGGAUCCAUCGGAAGUUUUGCAACACUAACAGCUGAAAUGGGCCGCGGUAAAUAUAAAUUUAUUUACCGUGGCUUUUGUAUAAAAGGGACGGGAAUCGCCACCCCGAUCAAGUCGGAGGGAGGUCUGAGUUACUCACUCGACCCAUAUACUAAUCUGUACAUACAAAUCCAUGUAUACAUCCUUCUAUGGAGAAAAGAAAAGAAAAAGAUGAAUCAUUUUUCAUGAAAGAUCAAAUCUUUUUUUUUUUUUUGCUCCAAUCCUCUCAUCUUUUUAGUGGGGUCAAAUUCAAAGGAUGAAGCUCCAUGAUUUGUUGUGUUUGAGACCAAAAUUCAUGACCAAGUUUGUCUCUUACAGCAUCAUUUCUUCUUAUUAUUAUAAUUUCUACUAUUAUUAUUAUUA
Salvia miltiorrhiza (redroot sage) is the source of this 1850-nucleotide messenger RNA. RefSeq lists its product as uncharacterized. Lineage: Eukaryota; Viridiplantae; Streptophyta; Magnoliopsida; Lamiales; Lamiaceae. The record is from RefSeq and is a predicted model, not a curated record. Bases 203 to 1486 code for a protein of 427 amino acids. The transcript is spliced from 3 exons.